AUGGCUGAGCCUUCACACACUACCAAGUCUAAUAGAACUAAAACCAAGCAUCCUUUAUACCGUGGGAUACGUUUAAGAAAUGGGAAAUGGGUGUCUGAAAUUAGAGAGCCACGUAAGACUACAAGAAUAUGGCUAGGAACUUACCCUACUCCAGAAAUGGCUGCUGUUGCUUAUGAUGUUGCCGUCUUAGCAAUAAAGGGAAGUGAAAAUGUUAAGCUAAACUUUCCGCACCCUGUCACUUGGUAUCCAAAACGUCCUUCUUCCUGGUCUCCGGAGGAUAUACGACGCGCUGUGGCCACCGCCGUCGCGGAAAUAGCUCCGCAGGGCAACAAUAUUCGGUCAAGAGCUACGACAUGUAACGAAGGAGGCUCGAUUGAAUCCUCAUCGUCCGGAAAUUACGCUAUGCAAAUAGUAUCAGGAAGUACGCAAAUGGUUACGACCGAGGGGGAAUAUGUUGAUGAGGAGGCAUUGUUUGAUUUUCCCAAUUUGCUUGUGAAUAUGGCGGAAGCAAUGAUGGUGAGUCCCCCAAGAAUAAACUCCUCAUCCAAUGAAGAUUCACCAGGAGACUCUGAUGCUGAAAGUCUCUGGAGCUAUUAACAAGCAGAGACGAAUCUGGGAUCUAGAGUUAAUAAGUUAAAGAGAAUGUGUGAUUUUAUUAUAUGCACGCAUAAGUAAUAAUUAUCCUUUUCAUAUGUAUGCAUAAUUUGAGUUGAAAGUACACUACUGAGUUCGAUUGAAUUCAUUGAGUUUGCUUUAAAUCUGUCUUUAUUAACAAUAAAAAGUUAAGGAAAAAAAUGUGAUUUG
Messenger RNA from Lycium ferocissimum, 804 nucleotides. RefSeq names its product ethylene-responsive transcription factor ERF027-like. The coding region runs from base 1 to 597 and encodes 198 amino acids. Gene Ontology annotation, molecular function: DNA-binding transcription factor activity; DNA binding. The transcript is spliced from 2 exons. NCBI's taxonomy places the organism in Eukaryota, Viridiplantae, Streptophyta, Magnoliopsida, Solanales, Solanaceae. The record is from RefSeq and is a predicted model, not a curated record. Gene Ontology annotation, biological process: regulation of DNA-templated transcription.